Messenger RNA from Bactrocera neohumeralis, 555 nucleotides. RefSeq lists its product as uncharacterized. The coding region runs from base 1 to 555 and encodes 184 amino acids. NCBI's taxonomy places the organism in Eukaryota, Metazoa, Arthropoda, Insecta, Diptera, Tephritidae. The record is from RefSeq and is a predicted model, not a curated record. The transcript is spliced from 2 exons.
AUGGAAACACAUAAAACAGAACAAGCAACCACAUCGGCAGUGUCAAUAGAAGCUGCAGCAAAUCAAACUCCAUCUGCUGCAACACGUCACUUGCCACAUAACAAUCCAACAUUUCAAUUACCACUAUCGGAAGCACUAAAAGAAGCAGCGAGAAUCCAGGAGUUCCGAGGAGAUAAUACAUACGACGUCACAUCAUUUAUUAAUGAAGUCGAACUUUUCAUCGACUUGUUUGCCGCUAGUAAUAGUUUAGCGCUCGACGAAAGUACUGAUAUGUCAGAUACAGCCCAAUUGGCAGUUUUCGUGAGAGGAGUAUCCGAAGACUAUACCGUUAUCGAGGAAUUGUUAGAUUUGCGUUCAAUGAAAGAUACAACCACUGGACAAGACAUCUACGAAGAAGUUAAAAGUUGUAUAGAAAAAUAUGAACUUCAAACAGAAAAUCUUUGCGGCUUAACAACAGAUGGUGCGCCUGCAAUGACAGGGAAGAGAAACGGCUUUGUGGCUUUGAUGCGUCCCUUCAAAACGCAUUGGUCCUAUAACACAAAAUCAGUGGUAUAA